CAAUAGGGAGCUUCCAGCUCGUGCACCAGCAAUAAAGAUGGCGUCGCCCGGCAAAUCGAGGAAGACCAAUGUUAUACUCUUUAUAUUUGCUAUUUCUUUCUUUCUAAUACAAUGUGAAGACACCAAACCUAAAAAGAAAAAAGACAUUCGUGAUUACAAUGAUGCUGAUAUGGCAAGACUUCUGGAACAAUGGGAGGAAGAUGAUGACAUUGAAGAGGGUGACCUCCCUGAACACAAAAGAUCGCCUCCCCCCAUAGACUUCUCCAAAGUGGACCCAUCCAAGCCAGAAGAGCUUCUGAAGAUGUCCAAAAAGGGGAAGACGCUGAUGGUGUUUGCCUCUGUGUCAGGAGAUCCCACAGAGAAGGAGACAGAGGAAAUCAGCAGCUUGUGGCAGUCGAGUCUCUUCAAUGCCAACUAUGACAUCCAGAGGUUUGUGGUGGGCUCCAACCGGGCCAUCUUCAUGCUGCGUGACGGCAGCUUUGCUUGGGAGAUCAAAGACUUCCUGGUGGCCCAGGACCGCUGUGAAGAUGUGACCGUGGAAGGCCAGGUGUUCCCUGGGAAAGCUGCCAAGCCAGAUGCCAAGGGGAAAGAUCAGAAAGAUGCCAAGAAAAAGACCGAUCAAAAAGCAGCCAAGAAAGGUGUGAAAAGCAAGCAGGAGCUGUAAUGUGGCUGUUGCAUAGUUUAGGAAGACCUGAAGGUGAGGUGUGACACGGCGAUUUCACAUGAAAACUGCUCAAGGGACACAUGAGACUGAAAGCCACAAAAUCACUUGUUGGUCAGCCGAACUAUUGAACGUUAAUUUGUUACUUGUUCAAUGAAAUGUUUGGACUUUUUUGUUAUAUAAUCCAUUGUUGCGUUUACUGUUAAAGAUGAGCUGAAAUCGGUACUGUUAUAUGUUGCACAAGUGACAAUUUGAGACAUAUUUGUUGAUUUCAUUUGACUUUUUCAAUUUAUGACUACCUGUGCUGAUAUCAAGAUUGGAAUAAUCACCUGUAAUCACUCUAAAUAGGGUCAUCGUUAAUAAGUUGCUUUACAAUUGCAUAAGAAUUGCAUUACUGUUUUCAGUGUGCAGUUCUAUCACUCAGUGCACUUAUUUUCUUGAGGGUUCUGAGUUCCUAAAGUGUUCUUUGUUUUAUGUGUGCUGUGAAUGUUUUUUGCGGACACUCAAAUAGCCAAAGCAAAAGCAAGCAUGUAAUACAAGGUUUAAAAUGUGUGGACUUAACCAGAAUUCAGGAUUUCUGUUAGCAAAUCCUUCCAUCUAAUAAUCAAUUAAAUAAACUGAUAUUACGGUUUUUUUCCCCACGAAGGUUGGUAAGUGAUUUUUGUUUUUCAAUUAUGUUUUUUUUCUUUGAAAUUGGUGAUUUGAUAGGAAAUGUUUGUUAUUUUUCUAAUGUGCCAUUAAAACAUCCUGUUUUUUAA
Messenger RNA from Clupea harengus (Atlantic herring), 1419 nucleotides. RefSeq names its product mesoderm development LRP chaperone (gene mesd). The record is from RefSeq and is a predicted model, not a curated record. Gene Ontology annotation, biological process: protein folding. Lineage: Eukaryota; Metazoa; Chordata; Actinopteri; Clupeiformes; Clupeidae.